Molecule: messenger RNA, 951 nt
Organism: Necator americanus (New World hookworm)
Lineage: Eukaryota; Metazoa; Nematoda; Chromadorea; Rhabditida; Ancylostomatidae
Exons: 8
Coding region: 1-951 (316 amino acids)
Source: RefSeq, a predicted model, not a curated record
AUGCUGACUACAAGGAUGAUGCCAAAAUUUGGACCAUCAUUAAUGACUGGCCUAUCUGUGUUCGCAUUAACAACAUUUAUGUUCGUAUCUCUUCGGCCAAAAAUAACGAUUCUGCCAACUGCACCUCCUCCAAAAUCAGCGCAAGCACUGCCCCCAGCUCCAAAAAUCAAAUUCGUCGAGAAGAGACUUGCACUGAAGCCAAAUUUGACUUCACCUCCUGCUAUUUCGAAGCCAUCGCAACGAAUGAUCGAAUUCUACAAAAUUCAGGCUUUUCAACGUCGUGAAUACCUAAAAGUUGUUCAACAAUCAUUAUCCAAGAACUACAUGUUCGUAUAUAACAACAUGGGACCGGAGGUACAUUGCCCAGAACUGGUACGAGUUGGAACAACAAACGAUGGUGGGAAAUGGAUAUGUAGUCCAUUCCGGAUUCCGGAUGGAUGUGCUAUAAUAUCACUUGGUUUGUUCAAUGAAGUCACAUUUGAGCAAGAAUUGCAAUAUAUAAUCAAUAAACGUUGCAAAAUUUUCGCUUAUGAUUCCCAACAACAAGCACCGCACACAUUAAAGCUACUAGAAUCGAUACGUACCAAAGCAAUGAAGGCCACUAUUUCCGCUGAAACAGAUGUAUCCAAACAACGAUACGCCAUCGAGGAUCUCAUGGUUAUGGAAGGUGUCCGUUCCAUUGAGAUCCUUAAAAUAGAUAUCGAAGGAAGCGAGUUUAACGUAAUACCUCCGCUCCUCAAAAAGCAUAAACCUGCGCAGAUCAUGAUCGAGAUACACGGCACUCCGGCGGAGAUGGUUACUUUGUUGACCAAAAUAUCUCGUCAAGGAUAUUGGUUAUAUUCGUACGAGAUCAACGGAGCAUGGCAUAAUCUUUGCGAAUUUUCUUUUAUACAUGAGAGUGCAUUUGAACGUUAUGGUGCUACACCUUUAGCGAAAUUCUUGGAUUUUUAA